AUGUCGAUGGAAACCAGGAGCAAGCGAUCAACCCCGAUUCAGGAGCCUAUUGAAACCCUUCAGGGUCAUAGGAGCUCAGGCGUCGCGGGUCAGCUUACUAUGGGAGACUCCAGACGCGGCAGACUCAACCCCAAAUCGGGUGCAGCGACGUCGAAGGAUCAGAAGGGCAAGUCGGGUUCAGCGACAUCGAAGGAUCAGAAGGGCAAGUCGGGUGCAGCGACGUCGAAGGAUCAGCACCAACCCCCCACCCUUGCAGAAAGGCAAGGGGGCGUGCGUGGUGGUAGACAGAUUAAGGCAAAAGGUUUUCCACCCGUCAAGCCUCAAUCCGAAGGCCGUCAACUCGACGCACCUCCAGGACUCAAAAGUGUCCUUCGCCUUGCAAAUAGCACUAUGAAAAAGAAGGCUAAAGCCUCUAAGCAGGCUAAAGCCUCUAAGCAGGCUAAAGCGUCUGAGCAGGUUGAAGAGCCUGAGCAGGUCGAAGAGGCUGAGCAGGUCGAAGAGGCUGAGCAGGUCGAAGAGUCUGAGCAGGCUGCAGCGUCUUCUAGCAACGCACCUGUAGCUCUUACUGAGCAGCAGAUCGAGGAGCAGAAGAAGGCUGAUGCAGAGAAGGCGGCUGCUUUGAAGCAGUUGAAGACUGAUCUGAUGGCCGAGGCUGUGAAGCUCAUCAGUGUGCAGACUUUGCAGGAAGCAAGGGAAAUUCUCCUCAAUAUCCAGCAGAUGGCUCUUCAGCGUGCUGCAACCGACAUUGCUGUCAAAAUUGAUAGCUUGUCCGAUGAAGACAAGGCGAAGGCAUUUAGCAGCAUCCAACGAAGAAUCAACUUCUUGUCCAACAAACCACGCACUCCUAGGAAGGGGCGCGAAGCGGCAGGGGGUGGAGACAAUGAGCGCAGAGUUGCAAAGAGGAAGAUCGUGGCUAGGAAGGACUCCGACCAUUCGGAACCGGCCGCUCAUCGCGUCGUCGUUCGUUUUGACUCUGAGUUUAUUACGAUCAAAGAAGAUGGAAAGGCACUUGGGUUCAAGCAAAAUGGGAUCAACGUGCUCUCGCACUGCUUGAAUAAGGACAGUGUCUCCAUCCUCAGGCUUCUUGUAUUGUCCAUGCUGAAGAGAACCGUCUACGCGAAUUUCAAAAUUCCCUUGAGUUAUUUUUCACCAGAGGAUGGGGACUUCACUCCUGCUAUCAAGGCUGUCGCAAAACCCCUUAUUGAGGGUGGGGAAGCAAAGACUUUCCUUAGACUCGAGUAUAACCUCAACAACCUGUACAUCACUCUGCAGCCUCUCGACUUCAAGGUCUUCCAUAUGUCUACCCUGGUCAAUCGUGAGAUGAUCAAGGCCAGUGAUGAGGUGUGGGAAAAAGCUCUUGAACUUCAGGGGGAUGACAAUGAUGCAGUGGCUGAUGCAUCCACCGAUAAGUCGAAGAGGCGACUGGGGAAGCCUGUAGCGGAAGGGAAUGUCACGCUUUACAACUUUAUCAAGGCGGCCCUCCCUAACCUUAGGUACGAAAAGAGACCGUCCGCCCCCUGCAUGAUGUGCAUGAUCGUCAACUCGAUGAUUUCCGUCAAUGUUGACAAUGUAAACAGACAUCGCCAGGCAUGGUGCUGCUGCAAUCAGACGGACUUGGCUGUCUUGAGGUGUCCUUUCAAGGACACAACCAUCAACUUCACCAUCUGCACCCAUUACAUCACCCUUCUUCACACGGAGAAGUGCGAUAACAACGGUGUUAUUACCUGGUGGGAGAAUGAGAACCUUCUUCAGACGCUUAUCGAAGAUUUCCUUCUUAUGGACGGACCCGAAUCCGACAUGCUGUACGCAAGCAACAGCUUUGUCCCUGUCAGGGCUGAAAUCACCGAUUGUAACUGCAACCAACGGUGGAUCAAGUUCAACCCCGAGAAACGGGCCAACAAGGAAGGAAAGCUCAAAAAUCUUGUGGCUAGAUCCAAUCUGCUUCAGCCAUUCGAGGAGAAGGACGGCGACAAGCACGGUGAGCUCAAUAAGUUGUUCAACCAAUACUUGGUGUCCUUAUUGAAGAACCCGAAGGGCAUGACCAGAAACCCCGUCAUGGCCAACAAGAACAAGAACAAGGGAGGUCCAAGGCCGGAGGUGCAGGAGAAGGAGAUCCGCUCCGAGCAAGAUAUCCCCAAGCCCCCCCGGAAGAAGCAGAGGAGGAUCGAUUUUUCUUCUGCUCUUGCUGUUGCUGCUUCUGCUGUUGCUGCUUCUGCUGUUGCUGCUUCUGCUUCUGCUUCUGCUUCUGCUGAUCAUGCUUCUGCUGAUCAUGCUGCUGCUAUCGCUGAAGAGAAGAAGCGUGCCGAUGAGGCACAGGCAGAAAACGCAAGGUUGAAAGCUAUGCUUGACCAGCUCAAGGCUCAGAUUGCCGCGUCUGCGGAUGGACCUGUGUCUGGACCUGUGUCUGGACCUGUGUCUGGAGCUGUGGUUGAGGCUGAUGCUGCUUCUGCUGCUGAGCCUGUGGCUGCUGAGCCUGUGGCUAAUGCCGAGGCUGAGGCUAAUGCCGAGGCUGAGGCUAGCCGUUCGUCUAGGAAGCGUAAGGCGGAUCUUCGCGAUGUGCCUAAGAAUCCCAAGGAGUAA
Molecule: messenger RNA, 2580 nt
Organism: Guillardia theta CCMP2712
Lineage: Eukaryota; Cryptophyceae; Pyrenomonadales; Geminigeraceae
Exons: 1
Coding region: 1-2580 (859 amino acids)
Source: RefSeq, a predicted model, not a curated record